Condylura cristata (star-nosed mole) is the source of this 3720-nucleotide messenger RNA. RefSeq names its product zinc finger protein 367 (gene ZNF367). The coding region runs from base 380 to 1426 and encodes 348 amino acids. Gene Ontology annotation, biological process: homophilic cell-cell adhesion. The record is from RefSeq and is a predicted model, not a curated record. Gene Ontology annotation, molecular function: ionotropic glutamate receptor binding. Gene Ontology annotation, cellular component: cell-cell junction. NCBI's taxonomy places the organism in Eukaryota, Metazoa, Chordata, Mammalia, Eulipotyphla, Talpidae. The transcript has 5 exons.
GAAAAGUCGGAGCAGAGACCUUAGCGGCAGGUUGUUAUUUUGGGGGCUCGGCGCCGCGCGUCCAGCUUCCCUGUCACCGCGAGGCAGUCCGCCCUCUGGUUGCCGCCGCUGCACCCUGUGUUGGGAAGCACAAAGAGCGGAGGGCGGGCUAGACCCAGGGUUGGGGUCCGGCCCUGGCCUCCCGGUGCCGGCCGAACCGUUCCGCUCAGCUCCUUCGCUGGCCGCGGCGCAGGAGGAUUCCGGGAAACGUCCGCCUGCCAUGAGCCGGCGGAACUGAGAGCCGGCGACAGGGAGCAGCGCGGUCGUGCGGAGCGAAGGGUCAGACCGGGCUCUGGGGGUGCGGCCCGCAGCCGCGGGAGUUGAGGAUCGGGACCGGGCGAUGAUCCGGGGCGUAGAGGCGCAGAUGGCGGACAACCCGCCGCAGCCGCCGCCGGUCAUCUUCUGCCACGACUCCCCGAAGCGGGUGCUGGUGUCGGUCAUUAGGACGACCCCGAUCAAGCCCACGUGUGGCGGCGCAGGGGAGCCGGAGCCGCCGCCGCCGCUCAUCCCCACCAGCCCCGGCUUCAGCGACUUCAUGGUGUACCCGUGGCGCUGGGGCGAGAAUGCGCACAAUGUGACGCUCAGCCCGGGGGCUGCGGGGGGCGCCGCCUCAGCCACCUUGCCCGCCGCCACCGCCGCGGAGCACCCGGGGCUUAGGGCUCGGGGCGCGCCCCCGCCCGCCGCUUCUGUAGCCGCCGCUUCGGGAGGUGAGGAUGAGGAGGAAGCGAGCAGCCCGGACAGCGGCCACCUGAAGGAUGGGAUCCGUCGAGGUAGACCCAGAGCAGACACUGUCCGGGAUUUAAUAAAUGAAGGAGAGCACUCAUCUAGCAGAAUUCGUUGUAACAUCUGUAAUAGGGUAUUUCCACGAGAGAAAUCACUCCAGGCCCACAAAAGGACUCAUACAGGUGAGAGGCCCUAUCUGUGUGACUACCCCGACUGUGGAAAAGCCUUUGUUCAAAGUGGACAGCUCAAAACACAUCAGCGUCUUCACACCGGAGAGAAGCCUUUUGUUUGUUCAGAAAAUGGCUGCCUGAGCAGAUUUACCCAUGCCAACCGCCACUGCCCGAAGCACCCGUAUGCCAGACUGAAGCGGGAGGAGCCCACAGAUGCUCUCAGUAAGCACCAGGCUGCAGACAACCAGGCUGCUGCAGAGUGGCUGGCAAAGUAUUGGGAAACAAGAGAACAGCGGACCCCCACCUUGAAAGGAAAGCUUGUUCAGAAGGCAGAUCAGGAGCAGCAGGACCCUCUGGAAUACCUUCAGUCUGACGAGGAGGAUGACGAAAAGAGUGGUGCCCAGCGCCGGCUGCAGGAGCAGCGAGAGCGCCUGCAUGGAGCCCUCGCGCUCAUGGAGCUUGCCAACCUGGCAGGAGCGACGCUCCGCCAGUAGCCUGAACACUGACUCUUCCACUGUACAGAAGUACUGCCCAGCAUACUUAUAAAGUAGGCCCUUGGGCAUAAGCUAAGCACCUUAUUUGCUUGUCAUAGGCUGCUAUUCUGUAGAAAAUUUAUGAAGAAUGUCAUUGCCCCAGAAUAUGGGGUGAGAGAGAAUUGCACUUUUUUAUAUGGUAAUAGAUUUGUUGUAAAGUUUAAAAUAUUUUGUAAAUAUGGGACUGCUAGUACAGGGUAGUACUACAUAUUGUGGGAAGCUAGAUUUUGCAAGUUUAAUGCAUUCAUUGGAAGCAGUUCUCACGGGAAGCACUUUCUGAAUAAGACACUUGUGUGGAAAAACAGGAUGGUACCUUUAGCCAAAGAAGGUUGAAACAGAUUAUUUAUAAGAUCGUUUUUAAACAAUGUAUAUUAGUAUAAUAAACAAUACUGUAAACACUGAAGCAGAUAAGAAAGUAUAAGAUAUGUAAGAUAUAUAUUUUUAAAUUACAAAAUGGUGUGCCUAAUAUGACUAGAGAAAUGGAAAACUGUCUUGGAAGAUGUAAGUUAUGGACUUUGGAAGAAAUUAGAUACUUGAGGGUUUUGAUAAGAUGCUAAUAGUUUAACAUUUUAAAAAUUGGAGUAAAAUCAGUCUUAUUCUGUCUUUCUGAGGCUUUAUAACACAUGAUGUUAAGGUUUGAAAAGCAUUUCUCAUUUCCUAACAUGUUAACUUGGGAACUUUUGCACAUUUCGUAUUUCUCAUUUGCUGAAGUUGAGUGAUUAAUCUUGCAAAGUCUAGGUAACUUGGUAAUUGGUAUUUUGUUUUUAGUAUUAUGAGCCCUGUAAUAAGAUUUGGCACUUGGUUGUUUUAAUAAAAGGACAGCUACAGGGUUGUUUCAUAGUGAACUAUUUUAGAUCUAUUGUUAGCAAACACUAAAUUUUAAUUGUACUGCUUGUUUAGAAUUGUUAGAAAAUUGAAGCCUCCUAUUUAUAUUUUCAGUGCAUAAAGCCACCUUGUUUUACUUCAGAAUAACAUGCUAAGCUAUUUUGUGUUCACUAAGUUUAGCUAUCAGUUAAACACUGCAGAAAAUGUUAGCUACUCAAACAAGUAGGCUUCUGGAAUAGUUUUAACUGCAAGUGUGUUAACUUGUCUGGUGGUUUUAAACCAUUUUUCCAAAUAGAUGAAGUGUUUAAAUCCCACUUUAUGUACUGAAGCAUGAAUAGAAAAAUCACGAGCUAAGCAGUUCACUUCCUCUAUAUAGGCAUAAACAUCCAUCAGUUUAACAUUUUUGUUUUACAAACUGAGUAACGUGUAACGUGGUAAUUUUGUAGAUUGCUUAAUUGAAGUAAAUCUCAGAACAACAGAGGGAAAUAUAGGCUCUUCAGCACCUUUUCCCACCUUUUUGAAUUAACUAGUAUCUACAGAUGUAGUUUAAACAUUACCUAAAAUAUAGGCUUCUUUAUCCAAAAAAAUCCCAAUGUGUUGCAGUACAUAAGUAUUUUAAAAUAUGUAGCCAUGGGAGCAAAAGUGUGAAAGAUGACAGUAAUAAAUAAUGUGUAUGAUGAGGACAUACUUUAAAAAUGUAAUUCCUCUGUAUAGUAAAUUACAAAUCUUGAGGGGAUUUUUUUUUUUGUAAACAAAGUUUAUAUUUGUAAUGGUCUUAAGAAUUUUGUUUGUAAUCUGGUAUAUAGAAUUUUAACCUGAAGCACUUAAUAAGCACAGUAAGAGAGACUACAGCAUCUGAUUGACUUGCUCUAUGUGUCAACUUGUUUUCCUAGAAUUUUUCCUCUCAAAUAUGAUUUAAAUGAAGUAAAAAGCAAUACUCAUCAGUCUUGGGAAAUUUAAACUUUGAUGAAUUUACCUGAAGAAAGAAGGGCAGUAAGGAUAUAAAAAAAUACAAAUACAGCUCAUAGACAGUAAAAUUUAAGGCCUUCAAAAGUGAGGGAUCUUGUUUCUCCAGUCAGCUUUUGUUAGCUGUAAAAUUAUAUUCAAAACAUUUUUUUAUUUGUAUGAUUGGAAGUCUAAUGAAUUACUACUACAGCUAUUUACUAUAGAAAUAUUUAAAAUAUUAUUUUGAUAUAAGCUAUAUCUUGAACAAAAUACAUUGGCAUCUAAAAUUUGAAGUGUGUUAAGACUGCUUUUUGUUUUAAAAAUGUGGUUUACAUUCAAAUUUUUGAAGUGUUUUAUGCUUCAUAUGGCUAAGGUGUAGUUUGGCAGCAUUAACAGCAUAGAAAUAAACAUGCUGUAAUUUUAAAAGAUGCUUUGAAUAAAAAUUUAUUUUCCUUUACAGUUUAAAGUACAUGCUUAUUCUUUCA